Molecule: messenger RNA, 1878 nt
Organism: Coniophora puteana RWD-64-598 SS2
Lineage: Eukaryota; Fungi; Basidiomycota; Agaricomycetes; Boletales; Coniophoraceae
Exons: 8
Coding region: 1-1791 (596 amino acids)
Source: RefSeq, a predicted model, not a curated record
AUGACUUGUCGCUUUCCCGACCUCUGCCAUCACUAUAGCUAUGGAUCAUCCUCCGGCUCCUUCCAGCGUUCUGUGAAGAUAUCGAACGUCGUUGCCCACCAUCUGCCUGAAGUCUCGCACUUCUUUCAUCUCUCUCACGACUUCGAACUGAGAAUUCAAGUUGGGCGAAGUAUAAGGAAGUUAACUGAACAGCUUCGAAUCGGGGAUUAUGUUUGGAGUGACCCCCAAUACUUUUCCGACGUAUAUGAAGAUGCCGGCCUUGAUCUACAGUUUUGGUCCAGCAACGGGCACUACUACGGAGGUUGGAAGUGCACGUUGCGCUCGCUUGUUGACCACACCCUCAAGUGCGACGACUCACCAUGCGAAGAACAUGGGACUCGGACAUGGCAGGCGAUCAUUCGCCGACCGCUUGCAGGUGCCUCUUUCUACCGGCAAGUGGGGGCUGACGUUGAGUUUACGCUCUCCGUUACGACACCCAUGUCUGGAAAGCUUGCCAGAACCUCAUCGAUAUUAUCUUUGCAUUCUAAGAAAGAAGUAUUCGCCGCAUCCGACCUGACUUCAAAUGCGUAUGAAACCGACGUACCCCAUCUUGGGGCUCACCUAGCCGUUGACAUAGCGGUCAGCAACUUAAAACAAGUCGCCAAGGAGUUUUCGCAGGUUACCCAAUCUAAUAUUCUGGCCGCAUUGAAGUCACUUCUCAUCAAGGUUGAGGCGCUCUCCCGGCUAGUGGAACCUUUUGCUCAAAUUCACAUAUCCACGAAGCUCGCGUUUUACACUCUGAAGGGCGCGGUCGGGGUCAUUUUAGCCCAAAUGGAUCGCGAUUCGAGAAUGGUCAGCCUAAUCGACACGAUAGCCGACGUGUACAAUCUUAUUCUCGAUCGUCCAUUCUUCAAUGUUGCCUCCGUCGAAGCCGUUGUUAAGGAUCUGGCGACCCAGACAUUGGAGUGUAGCCACUUCAUCCUAGAGUAUUUUAGGCAGAGCUUCGGCGAGCGCCAGUGGCGUUAUCUGGCCUCAAACAUAGACCGAGCCAUUGCAGGAUAUGAGCAGAGCUUCAGGGGACUCGGGGAAAGGCUAAAGACUCGGGUUGAGUUCGCUACCGCUAAGACGGUGGUACGCACUCUGGGUCGGGUCGAGGACGUCGCCAUGAACAUUGACCUGAACGAUAUGCCGUACGCCAGUGACGCACGUUACGACAGGUCACAUGUCGACUUUUCUUCCUGCGAUGCCAUGGUAUUGCAGAAAAUAUGCCAAUGGGUAAACUCGUCCAAUGGCUCGGAGGAGAGCGUACUCUUGCUGACAGGACUCGGCUCCCCUCCCGAGGCCACCCUAUCCCACACAGUGGCCCAUUUCUUUGACUACUUCGAGCGUCUCGGGUCAUCGUUCUUCUUCGGAAACACAGUAGAAACCAAAUACAUGUUCACGACCAUUGCCCGCGAUCUCGCUGACCUCGACGACGGGCUGCGAGCUACGCUCUACCGUAUUAUCAAGCGCCGACGCUGCGUAAGGCGGACCUCGUCUAUCCUGGAGCAGUUUCAGGAGUUCGUGGUACCGUGCUUCCCACCUCCAAGUCCCGCAUCAUGCGUCAACGUGGGGCCUAUCCUCAUUGUGUUGGAUCGCCUAGACCAAUGCAGCGUGAUUGGUAGCAAGCAAAGGCAAGCCAUUCUGACCAUCUUGGCCAAGGAGGUCCCGAAAUUAUCUUCAAAUGUAAAAUUCUUGGUCACGUCGAGUCGAGACGAGGACAUCAUUCAAGCUCUUCGAAAUCAACCUCAUGUUAGGGAGAUGUAUGUAUAGGUCGCAGCGAGCUCUCGUUCCCUCAUACACGUCCAUUAUCGCCUGGACUCUUUCUGCUUAUGUGCAUCAAUAUGUGUUAACUAGUCC